CUAAAAGAUCAGCUCAAGAACAAAUACUGACUUCAGUUGCUCCAGCUCAGAAAAUUACCAAACCUGCUGCAAAAUACGGAGUGCCGUUAGUGAUGAGGAAGUCUUGUGAUGUGCCUAAAAAGCCAAAUGAGAAAAAAACAUUGGCUAAAUCUAGACAGGCCUUUCCAACACCAAUGAAGAAAAUUAAUCCAGGAGAAGAAAGGAGGAAAAUGUUUGAGGAACCUUCAAAAAAGAAAAGGUUAGAAUUUCCUGAAAAACGCCAGAGAGAUCAGAUCAGUUUACUGAAGGCAGAUGAAAUGAGAAGAUUGGAAAAAGAAAGGAUGGAACGAAUAAACAGAGCCAGGGAACAAGGAUGGAGGAAUGUGCUUGGUUCAGGUGGAGGUGGUGAUGUUAAGGCUCCAUAUUAUGGCGGAGGUGGUGUUGGUCCUUUUCCUGUGUCUUCCAGAGGACAAUAUGAACACUAUCAUGCUAUUUUUGACCAGAUGCAACAGCAAAAAGAAAACGUUAGGGUAGCUGAAGAGAGGGAAGCCAGAUUGAGGGCGAAAGUCCAAAGCCGAGAAGUUGGUGAAAGAGGAAUUCCACCUGGAGUACGUCCAGGAGUUCCUAAGGGGCCUGCAGGUCAUCACCAUUUACCUGAUGCUGGUGCAGUUAGGAAAAAAGUGAAAAGAUUGAAGGAUGUGUCAAAACAAGCCAGUGCAAACAGGCAAAAAGGGUGGAUAGCUGCAGAGAGAGCAAAGCAAGUUGAAGAAUUCUGGCAACGAAAGAGAGAAGCCAUGGAAAACAAAGCUCGAGCUGAGGGACACAUGGGUACACUGCAAAACGUGGCAGAUAUCUAUGGAGGCAGGCCCAUUUCUGCGAGAGGAAGGAAAUCCAGAAACAAGGAGGAAGAGGAAUAUCUGGCAAGAUUAAGACAGAUCCGGCUACAAAACUUUAAUGAACGUCAGCAGAUCAAAGCAAAACUUCGUGGAGAGAAGAAUGAAGCGGCCAGUUCUGAUGGACAAGAGUCGAGCGAGGAAGCAGAACUGAAGCGCAAAAAGCUAGGAGCGCAGAAGGCCCAGGCAAAUGCUCGAGCUGCAGUUCUGAAAGAACAGUUAGAGCGAAAGAGGAAGGAAGCGUAUGAAAGAGAGAAAAGAGCCUGGGAAGAACAUCUGAUAGCGAAAGGGGUAAAGAAUCCUAAUGUGCCUUUUCACAUGGGAGCUACGGAGCGCAGUCCCACGCAUGAGCUCCAAGAGCUUGGACCGGCUCUUCUGAAGCCACAGCUUACAGUGAAGCCUGGCACACCGGUCAUCUCCAUCACUUCUGCUCUGAAGGAAGUGGGGGUGAAGGAUGAAAAUGUAACUGCUAGCCAGGAAGCUGGGGAGAAAAUAAAAAAGCCAGAUUUUGCAACACAGAAUAAACGAGAAAUUCUGAGAAGAUUAAAUCAAAAUCUUAAAGCUCAAGAACAUGAGAAAGGAAAAAAGGAGUGUAAAAACAUCUCCGAAUCGGCCAGCUCCGAAGAUGGCGAGGAACAGCAAGAAGGUGACCAUCCACUCCUAGGAGAUCGCAGAAAAUGGGAAUCUGGGGCAUCUGAGCUGGUAGUUCCUCUAGCUCAGUUAUCAAUGGAAGACUCUCUUUCUGGAACAGACCGUGAAACGCUGGGGGAAGUGAUUAGGUUAGAUAUUGGUGAACCCCACAGGAAGGUCUGGGGCAAAAGCCCUACUGAUUCAGUCCUGAAGAUCCUAGGAGAAGCAGAGUUGCAGCUGCAAACUGACUUACUUGAGGAACUUGAUGUAAUGAACGGCACUGCAGAACUUCUUGAAGGAGAUCAUCAGUCCCUGGUUGUAGGAGAGGAGGAGGAAGAGAAAGUCCUUCCCGCUCUCGGGGCUCAGCCUUCAGUACCGGCUGGGCUCGCAGAGUCUGACAGGACCGUACCAGAAGAGUCUCGAAGCGCCGGACCUACCCGGGGGCAGAGCGAACCCGUUACGCUGGAUGAGCCUGAUGAUUUGGAAGCAGAGAUGUUGGAAGAAACAAAAGGUGAAACGCACCAGAGUAAGGAAUUUCCUGUCACCGUUAACGAAGUGUGGGUAGAAGAGGAAAAUAAGUCACCAGCAAAAAAUAAAGACAAAAGUUCACUGCUGAUUGGACUUUCCACAGGGCUUUUCGAUGCAAACGACCCAAAGGACGACUGCACGGUGUUCACGGUGUCGGCGGGGCUUGCGCAGCAGUGGGGGUCUCAAGACUUCACCGUUCGGCAUUUCACGUCCAG
Eurypyga helias (sunbittern) is the source of this 2245-nucleotide messenger RNA. RefSeq names its product serine/threonine-protein kinase Nek1-like. Gene Ontology annotation, molecular function: protein kinase activity. Lineage: Eukaryota; Metazoa; Chordata; Aves; Eurypygiformes; Eurypygidae. The transcript has 20 exons. The record is from RefSeq and is a predicted model, not a curated record. The annotation marks the transcript as partial.